AUGCGGCUCCGUCCGAUCUUUUGGACUGGUACCACAUGUACGCGCGCCUCGAUCAGACCACAAUGGAGCUUUCGCCGCCAAUUGAUGACACUCGCCAUCGAGACCAGCUGCGACGACACGUCCGUGGCAAUUGUAGAGAAGAAGGUUGAAAAUGGGCGUGCCGUUGCGCAAUUGCACUUCCAUAAGAAGGUUACUGCAAACAAUGCCGAGUACCAAGGAGUGCAUCCCCUUGUGUCUUUGCGCUCGCACCAAGAAAACCUUGCAGAUCUGGUGAGCGAGGCCAUCAGCCAUCUUCCACCGAAGACCGCUAGCCGUGAUCAUGAUUUUGAGCAUGGAGGACUGGAAGCACAAAGACCAGAGGCAGUGUUAGACGUCACGAAGAAACGCCUGCCAGACUUCGUUUCGGUUACAAGAGGCCCUGGUAUGAGGUCGAACCUCUUCACGGGACUAGACACUGCAAAAGGCCUUGCCGUAGCAUGGCAGGCUCAUGCUCUGACCCCACGACUCGUGAGCGCGCUAGAACCAUCUGCAACGCCGACAUUAGAACCCGACUUUCCCUUUCUCUCUGUCCUCGCCUCCGGUGGCCAUACUCUGCUCAUACAAUCUGCAUCUUUGAACGAUCAUCAUUUGCUGGGUACCACAAAUGACAUUGCUGUUGGCGAAUAUUUGGACAAGGUCGCGCGUAUCUUGCUGCCGACUGAAUUGUUGCAGAGUACUAGAAGCACCAUGUACGGCGCGCUCCUGGAGAAGUUCGCUUUUGAAGGGAAUGCAAGUCAGACGGUAGAUUCGCAGAAGAGCAAAAGUACCUGCAACACAGGGUCCGCUCCACGAACUUCGACGUUUUCCAGUGCCACUGCAAGCUCCUCACAACAAUACCUGGACUCUAGCAGCCAUGAUUACACAUGGUACAAGGUCCCUCCCAAUCACGAGGAGGCCUUGAAGACGGCCAUGACCAAAUGGGGCUGGGCCUUCAAUCAGCCUUUAGUCACAGCGCAUUGUGGCCUCAAGGUGAACGACAUCGAGCUCAGUUUUUCCGGCCUGUUGACUGCAGUCGAGCGCGUUAUUGGAUAUCAGACUGAUCCAGUCACAAGGAAGCGUACCAAAAUCGAGCGGACCCUUGACGAGAUCAGCCUUGAAGAAAAGAAACACAUUGCAAGGGAAGCGAUGCGCGCGGCCUUUGAGCAUGUCGCGUAUCGUGUGGUUCUAGCACUACGAUCCCUAGCCAGUGACCCGGCACCUCGAUCCGUUGUUCUCGCUGGCGGUGUAGCAGCGAACUCUUUCUUGAGGCACAUACUCGCUAGUACUCUUUGCGCCCGCGGCUUCUCACACAUAAAUCUCUACUUUCCACCGCCAAGCUUCUGUACCGACAACGCUGCCAUGAUUGCAUGGACCGGAAUUGAGAUGUUCGAGGCUGGUCACACUGAUACGCUCAGUAUCCGGGCUAUACGAAAAUGGCCGCUAAACCAACUGCUAGACCCUGUAGUCGACGGCUAG
Messenger RNA from Parastagonospora nodorum SN15, 1494 nucleotides. RefSeq lists its product as hypothetical. Gene Ontology annotation, cellular component: mitochondrion. NCBI's taxonomy places the organism in Eukaryota, Fungi, Ascomycota, Dothideomycetes, Pleosporales, Phaeosphaeriaceae. Gene Ontology annotation, biological process: mitochondrial tRNA threonylcarbamoyladenosine modification. The record is from RefSeq and is a predicted model, not a curated record. Bases 1 to 1494 code for a protein of 497 amino acids. The transcript is spliced from 2 exons.